AUGACUGGACUUUUCCUAGCUGAGAUUCAAGAAGCAGCUUCAAUCGCUGGCCAAAUGACAAUUAAUCCAUUCAAAAACAUCUAUGCAAUUAUCUGUGGUUUGAUAUGGACUUUUGAUGCCGAUGCUGAACGUAUGCUUUUUAUGCUUGAUACCGACUGUCCAAUACAAAAUACCGAUUUCAAUACAGCAUGGUAUCAACUUGGUGCUGGUGAAUAUGAUUAUGUACCAGCAUCCUCAUUUAUUCAGACUGUUAUGCCAUUAAUUCCACAAACAUAUAUAUGA
Messenger RNA from Rotaria sp. Silwood2, 282 nucleotides. The record is from the annotation of a GenBank genome assembly. NCBI's taxonomy places the organism in Eukaryota, Metazoa, Rotifera, Eurotatoria, Philodinida, Philodinidae.